UGAUUGUAAAAUGUAAAUAUUGAGGUCAUGUGACUGUACGUCAGUGCAUUCGUUUUGUUGACUACUACGACUACUACCCAGCUUUUGACGUCAUCAAUCUUUUUUGUUCUUUUAUUUCUCCGUGUCUUAGAGUUUAGAUUAUGAUGUUUUCUAACCAACUAACCUACAUACUUUCGUUUCUUGAAUGAAGAAACGUAACUUUGUAGAGCAUGAAACGCGGCCAACGAGCUUGUUGGUCCGUCGGUCUCACGGUGUGGUCGGUCCGUAGCCAUGGAACUGAAUAAAUGAACACACCCUUAAAGAGCAUAAUGAAUGUGUUUUGGAACGUGGUUUGGAAGCUGCCUGUGCGCUACAGUAGAAAUUUAUGUGGUAUAAAACUGUUCUAGGAGUCUGAUUGCUACAAAAAUGGCAAAGCAGUUCGCAGUGCCAACUCUCGACAGCCUUGAAGAGGAAGAACACGUAUCGGUCAGGAAGUAUUUCCGAGCUGGCGGUUCGAACGAACCCGGUCAAAAUGCUGUCCAGCCAGAAUCGGCGCCAAAAGUAUCGAACACCCCAAGUCCUGCAAGCCUAGGGUCAGCCGGCGUCUCUAAACCCCAAGACAACGUGCAGACCCAUGCUUCGACCGAAAAGACUCCAGAAUCACCGGUGAAGGCGCCAACAAAGACCAACACCAUCAUCGUGAGUGCAAGGCAGAAAGGAAAUCCACUGUUGAAGCACAUUCGUAACGUGCCCUGGGAGUUUGGAGACAUAGAGCCAGAUUACAUCAUGGGUCAGAGCACAUGCGCCCUCUACCUCAGCCUCAGGUAUUACAACCUGUUUCCCAACUACAUUCACCAGCGGCUGAGGUCGCUUGGGAAGUCGUUUGAGGUCCGCAUUCUGCUCGUCCAAGUCGACGCGUCUGAUCCCCACUCGGCACUACGAGAGCUGUCCCAAAUUUCGAUCAUGGGCGAGUGCACGCUAAUGUUGGCUUGGAGCGCUGAGGAGGCCGGCAGGCACAUAGAAACCUACAAGGUGUUCGAAUCCAAGUCUGCAGAUCUGCUCAUGGAGAAAUCGGAAGAUGACGUCUUUGGAAAGCUGGUUGACAGCUUGUCGUCGGUGAAAUCCAUCAACAGACCAGAUGCUGUGACAUUACUGACGUCAUUUGGGACACUUGAGAAAAUUUCAAAAGCGAGCAAGGAGGAGCUCUCUUUUCACCCGGGAAUGGGAAUGCAGAAGGCGAGUCGGCUUUAUGACGUUUUACACCAGCCAUUCCUGAAGCAGAGCACGACACAGCAGUAAUGUGACGUUUUAUGAAAACUUUUUUUUUUAUUUCUUUGGCAAUAAAGUUGUUCUUGUACAGCGAA
Molecule: messenger RNA, 1343 nt
Organism: Ixodes scapularis (black-legged tick)
Lineage: Eukaryota; Metazoa; Arthropoda; Arachnida; Ixodida; Ixodidae
Gene: Ercc1
Product: DNA excision repair protein ERCC-1
Exons: 10
Coding region: 406-1278 (290 amino acids)
Biological process (GO): UV-damage excision repair; mitotic recombination; nucleotide-excision repair
Cellular component (GO): nucleus; ERCC4-ERCC1 complex; nucleotide-excision repair factor 1 complex
Molecular function (GO): damaged DNA binding; single-stranded DNA binding
Source: RefSeq, a predicted model, not a curated record